GGCAACCCACCGUAGACUCGCUCUCUUUACUCCAACAUGUCGAAGAGAGGACGUGGUGGUGCAUCUGGUUCCAAAUUCCGCAUCUCGCUGGGUCUCCCAGUGGGCGCUGUGGUCAACUGCGCUGACAACACAGGUGGUAAGAACCUGUUCGUCAUUGCCGUCAAAGGUGUCAAAGGUCGUCUGAACCGACUUCCAGCUGCAGGAUGUGGUGACAUGUUCGUAUCUACAGUGAAGAAGGGAAAGCCAGAACUUCGGAAAAAGGUCAUGCCGGCGGUCAUUAUACGGCAGAGAAAAGCAUUCAGGAGGAAGGAGGGCGUGGUGCUGUACUUUGAAGACAAUGCGGGGGUCAUAGUCAACGUCAAAGGAGAAAUGAAAGGCUCUGCCAUCACAGGACCCGUGGCCAAGGAAUGUGCCGACUUGUGGCCCCGUAUUGCCAGCAACUCUGGAAGUAUCGCAUAGAUUAAACAGGCGGUGGCACAGGGCAGUUCAAGUGUAUAGUUUUAUUUCUGGCAAUGGCGCAUGAUCCAAUAAACCAGGUAUUAUAAAGAAAUAAGGAA
Messenger RNA from Asterias rubens (European starfish), 557 nucleotides. RefSeq names its product 60S ribosomal protein L23. The transcript is spliced from 5 exons. The record is from RefSeq and is a predicted model, not a curated record. Gene Ontology annotation, molecular function: structural constituent of ribosome; large ribosomal subunit rRNA binding. Bases 37 to 459 code for a protein of 140 amino acids. Lineage: Eukaryota; Metazoa; Echinodermata; Asteroidea; Forcipulatida; Asteriidae. Gene Ontology annotation, biological process: translation. Gene Ontology annotation, cellular component: ribosome; cytosolic large ribosomal subunit.